Molecule: messenger RNA, 2058 nt
Organism: Colletotrichum phormii
Lineage: Eukaryota; Fungi; Ascomycota; Sordariomycetes; Glomerellales; Glomerellaceae
Exons: 3
Coding region: 1-2058 (685 amino acids)
Source: RefSeq, a predicted model, not a curated record
AUGGAUGAAGCCAUGGAUUACGCAUACCACCAUCCGGAGCAGUCUCAGGGCCAGGCACAGAAUCCGUAUGCACAGCAGCGUCCGCGAUGCCCUUAUUUCCUUAGCAGAGAAGGCCAACAGCAAGUCCCUGGGAUACCACAGCACCGCUCGACAAUGCACUACGACCCAGUCCACUCCUCAGCGAAUUACCCAAGCUGGCAACCUCAAGGACCACCACUGCCGUCUGGGCCGUAUCACUGGCAACACCAACCUCACAUGACGAACCACCGAGGACCUCCGGCACUCCAGCACCGGCCUUCAAACUCGGCCUCUGAGGCGCCUUACUACAACCAUGCGCCUGUUCCGAACUUUGGCAAUAUGGCUGGUGGCUAUUCGGGGGCAACCCCAAGCGAGAUGGGGGGCCCUCCGACCAUGCAACCGUCGUUCCCUCAUACGCAGCUCCCUCCGGUGAGAUUUAAUCUAUCGACAGCCCUUCCAGCAGGCCACCCGGCACAAGGCCAGCCGUUCUAUACUAGCUCUGAGAGGAACUUUGGUGGGCAGAAUUCCGCCCCACGCCACAGCACCUUGAACACAGCUGCACACUCUAUGAACACAUCGACUUCUGCCGUAGCGCAAACCAACUCAGAACACCUUGCAGCGGCUCCAAAUCCCCCCCAGCCCGAGGCACAGGAAUCUACCAGUGGCCCAAGUCAAGCACCAUCUUCCGGGGCUCGUAUACAGUUUGGAUCUGCUCCUCCUUCCGCUGCUCCCCACCGCGGCCAUGCGACCUUCCCCAAUCCGCCACAUGAAGUUCACCAACCUACUUCAGGCGCCUCAUCUUCUGGAACCUCAAGCUCUUCAAGUAGCUUGGGCUCGUCAAAUCAUCACCAUUCAGAGCGACGCCGUGUUCCUGCUAUUCGCCGCACAAUGUCCAGGAGACAAAGCCCACUGUCCGACAGCGACGUGGAUUCCGACCGAGGCGCGCUCGAACAGGUCAUAGCAAUGGCUGGAAACCCAACCCAAAUGGCACGUCAUAUCAUGACUCUGGAAGAAGACCACGUGCGGGCCGCCCAAUUCAUGCGCGGCUCCGUGACCACGAAAUAUGUGGCAUCCUCAUCAGCUAUCCAAUCUCUUCAGAGCGUUCCGAUUACCGAGCUAUCAGAGAGCGAGAGGACCUGCGUCAUCUGCUACAACGAGUUCGGUGUAGAAACACCCGAAGGUGUGAAGGAGGCACCACUUCGACUGCCCAAAUGCAAGCACAUAUUUGGUGACCACUGCAUCAAGAAAUGGUUCGAGGAGUCGGACAGCUGCCCUUACUGCAGAGACAAGGUGCCGCACGAACCUAGGAUCACGUCCACACACCCAAACUUUGACCGGUACUUCCGUAAUCGCGGUCAUGUGAGCCUCGGAGGCAUUGCUGGCUACGCUGGCUACAUGCGAGAUAGGGACGCCAGUUUGGCACAGGACGACUCCAACCGAUCGCAAGGAUCUGGGUCUAACCAUGGUGAACGCCGCUCUCCCCCAACAGACAGCGGUGAAAGUCGGCGUAGGAUUAGACCUCGUACUGGUGUUCAGGGGCCAGGGUCACCAACUUUCAGCAGCAGCCGGCCCAGACCGGUGUCCAGCACGUACGAAAGUAGUCGGAGAUCGCAUGCUGCCAUUCCAGCUCGAGGAGCUUUCGCACCCAGCGGCUCCCAUCGUACGCACCACAGUGCUAUAUCACAGGUGUCCUUUUCUGGUUCCAACAUGCAUCAGCAUCAGCACCAGCACCAGCACCAGCACCAGCACCAGCAUCAGGCGACUGGCUUUGGAGGUUUAGGAGAGCCUUCGACUGCCUCGGCGCUGUCAGUUCCGGUUUUCUCACAGCUCACUAGUGGAGCCAUGCCCACCGCUCUUGGCAUGCCAGACGGACUCCAUGGUAGCGAAUAUCUGAACUCCACGAACCGAACCUCUUUGCCGGCAGCCCUCCCGAGCCCUUGGACCAUCGGAGACCCAGCAGCACCUGACGAAAGCCAUCGGCGUAUGCUGGGCGGUGAGAAUGGUGUGUCGCUCCAUGCCAACCCAUGGGUACGGGAAUAG